AUGGAGCGUCCUCACUUCCCGCUGGCGAUGGGUCUGGCCUUGCUUGCUCUCUGCCUCCUGGCUCUGUGUCCCGAUGCCCUCGCUGAGCUGCGGAGCCGGACCCGCAUGACUGGAGAACGCCGGGGCCUGUCCCCCAAUGACCCGCAGGUGCAGAAGGCUGCCCAGGCGGCUGUGGCCAGCUACAACAUGAACAGCAACAGCCUCUACUACUUCCGAGACACCCAGGUCAUCAAGGCAGAGAGUCAGAUGGUGGCUGGUGUCAAGUACUACCUGACGCUGGAGAUGGAGAGCACAGAGUGUAGGAAGACCAGGGUCUCUGGAGACCACAUGGAUCUCACCACCUGCCCCCUGGCCACAGGAGUGCAGCAGGAGAAGCUGCGUUGUGACUUUGAGAUCCUUGAUGUUCCCUGGAAGAACACCACUCAGCUUCUAAAGCAUGACUGUGUGCAGCUGUAA
Messenger RNA from Jaculus jaculus (lesser Egyptian jerboa), 456 nucleotides. RefSeq names its product cystatin E/M (gene Cst6). Lineage: Eukaryota; Metazoa; Chordata; Mammalia; Rodentia; Dipodidae. The coding region runs from base 1 to 456 and encodes 151 amino acids. The record is from RefSeq and is a predicted model, not a curated record. The transcript is spliced from 3 exons. Gene Ontology annotation, cellular component: extracellular exosome. Gene Ontology annotation, molecular function: cysteine-type endopeptidase inhibitor activity.